CACUUAUUUUGUACUUUUACUUAAGUAGGAAUUUGAAUGCAGGAUUUUUACUUGUAUUGGACUACUUUUGCUUUGUUGCAUUAGCGCUUUUACAUAAGUAAAGGAUCUGAAUACUUCUUCCAAUACUGAUUUCAGACUUUGUGUACAACAUAAGAUGGAUGAUGUGGAAGUGGGAGACACCAACAGUGCUCUAGUCUCUUCUAAUAAUCCUCCUGGCUCCACUUAGCUCCUACUGUCAAAGUGCAUUUCUACUAUUUCUUGUUAGGGCAGGAGACAUUGUAACAUAUGGCACUUCUUACAAUAACAUGGAGUGAACAGGAGACAAAACUGAUGGCUACAUGAAGAUUUAAUGCCAACUGCUGUAAGAAACAAUUAAAAUCCAGUUUGCUUCAAAAGCUAUUCAAAAUGUAGAAAUUUAACUGAGAUACUACAUCUUCACAUUUCCUCUCUUUGUGUCACAGUGGGAACUCUCCUGCUCCAGGGCCAGACUCCGUCCUGUUAUCAGCCCAGGUGAUUGAGAGCAGAGACAGACCACCAUCUCUCUAUAGAGGGCACCCACAGACCCAGAAUGUCUUGUUUGCUAGAGCUGUGUACAUUUUGUAUUUGAAAGAGCAGCAAGUCAAUGAAUCUCGAUAAUGCGAGAGCUGGGCCACAUAACUCACGUUGAUAGUCCUUACAUUGUGCCAAGAGGCAAUAAAUCUGCUCUGGGAGACAUGAAUAUGCAGUGGCAGUCAGUCUGGCUUGUUCUUGCUUGCAUGCCCCCUGAUGCACAGUUUAUUCCUCUCCCCCAUUCCAAACAGAAAAAUAAAACCAAUGAGCCGCAGCACUAUCUCAUCAACAGUGUUCUAUUAAGCACAAAGAAAUGUAGCAGUGCAUUUUUCAAAAUAUGCUUAAAAACAGCAAAUUAUUAAUAUAAAAAAUUGCCAUUUGUAGUGUUGGCUUAUUAGGAAUAUAAAAUGUAAAAUAUCUACCAUAAUUAUCAUUACUAUUUAUAAUGUCAAAUGGGUUUAUAUUUUUCCAGGAAAUAUCUAUCUGCCUGUCUGUCUAUCUAUCUAUCAGCAUAUUAAAAAUGCCUCUAGAUCUAAAACGUGAUUAAGUAACCCAGAAAGUAUUUUCAUUAAAGAGUUAAAAAUUAAUCCUAGAGGCUGCAGCUUUCAUCCUUCCAAAGUUAAUUUCAGCCUUUUGAUGACGCUAGAAGUUUGAGUUAUCUGUUUUAUGCAUAAAACACUUACUGAAAUCUGUACCAUAAACAGGUAAUUCAAUACUUUCAGCCCGGCUUUGCCUCCUCCACUGCAGUGGUGAGAGAGACAUGAGCAACACUCUCUAUGUGAUUGUAUACGUAACCUGCAGCUUAUAUUUGACGGCUCUUUGUAAGGCAUGAAAAAUGGACAGCCAGAUAGGCACCAGGCAGUUAAGGGAGUUUAAUAUACUCUUUGACACAGACAGAACGUCUCAAAUAACAACGAUAAGAAGCCUGCUUUGUCAAUGGCCCAAUCCUCAGCUGACACUUAUUUCACUUAUGCAAAUAAAUCAUUCCAUUCACAAUACUGUAGGCAGCCGGGGAGUUUCCAUCUUCUUCGCUUGGGGGCAAAGAAAAAAAAUCUCAGUGCAGUAAAUAAGAAAUCUGUAUCUCUAACAUUCCUGGAAACAUAAAAUCUCAUGAUAUAAAAUAUGAAGAAAUUAACGGAUAACAUACUGCACGUGUAUACAACAACUGGAAAAGUAGAGAACUGGGUCAUUAUUCGGAUCCCUCUGACCUCCGUAAAAUACUUCUUGGACAUAGUUGACAAGUAUGCGUAACGACGCGCGCCUCUAGUGGCACCGUGGAAGGAGGGUCGUCAGACGCACGCAGAUGCACGGCUUUCUGCACUACCUUCAUCUAGCACAAACUUGCAGAUUUAUAAAAUGAACACUGUGUAACAAAGAGCCUUUUUGAACAGAUUUGGACGUUCAAUAACUAGCCUCGUGCCAUCACGGUGCGCAACUGGAGAGAAGCGUCGCGGAGCGGCUUUUCCACCUUCUCAAAGUAUCUCUGUGUUACAGGAACAGUUUCCAUGACUGGAAUUAGGGACUGGAGUGUUUAAACUGCAAUAAGCAUUUUCUGAAUGUCUGAAGUGCGUUCAAAUUCCUCAGCACACAUCGUGUAACGCUUUUCUCUGUUUGUCUUUCGGGCGAAAAAAUCGUUCGAGGCGACCCAAAGUUCCGCAGGCGCAGUUCUCCUCCUCCACAGCGGUGCGGGAGUCUGGCUCGGCUGUUGCCGUGGUACUUGCCAGUAGACAGUAGCAUCGGCGGUAGGAGGGGAUACAGAGACUCCUGCAGGCUACUUGUAGCAGCCUGCGUUCGCAGGUGUAUCACUGAUCCGCCUGUGAGGGACUGGGGCUUCAUCCCGAUCGAGCCGCUCUCAGACUUGUGAGUAACAGAAAAAAAAACCCUGAGAGAAUGUUGCACCAAGUACAAUGAGCGCAAUUUUGUCGCAGACCCCAAAAUCCAUAUAUGCUCCGUCGAAUUCAGUUUUGAUGAGCAAUUCUGAGUCGUCUUUGGAAUUUUAAAAAAAGUGGAUCCCGCGACUUUACAACCAUGCGAAAUACUUGGCUGUCUCCCCGGAGUGCGAUUUGGGAAUACUGGACAUCGCUGAUUGCAUGUCUCUUUUGGAUUCAGUACUCUUACGGGAUGCCUCAUGUUAUCCGAAUAGGUGGGAUUUUCGAACAAACAGAUGGACCUGUUUCACUUGUUAGCGCUGAGGAGCUUGCCUUUAAAUUUGCUGUCAAUAACAUUAACAGAAACAGGACUUUGUUGCCAAACACAACAUUAACAUAUGACAUACAGAGGAUUAAUAUCUACGACAGUUUUGAGGCGUCAAGAAAAGCUUGUGACCAGCUGUCUUUAGGUGUGGUUGCAAUAUUUGGGCCCUCACAUAGUUCAUCGUCAAAUGCUGUGCAGUCCAUCUGCAAUGCAUUGGAAGUGCCGCACAUCCAGGUGCGGUGGAAACAUCAUCCCAUGGACAACAGGGACAGCUUUUAUGCCAAUUUAUACCCGGAUUAUUCUUCACUAAGCUAUGCUAUCCUGGACCUGGUGCAGUUUCUCAAAUGGAAAACAGCCACUGUCGUAUACGAUGACAGCACAGGUCUUAUAAGACUACAGGAGCUGAUUAUGGCCCCGUCCAGGUACAACAUCAGGCUAAAGAUCCGGCAGCUUCCUCUUGACACGCAGGACACGAGACCCCUUCUCAAAGAAAUGAAGAGAAGCCGGGAGUUCCGCAUCAUCUUUGACUGCAGUCACCAAAUGGCUGCACAGAUUCUCAAACAGGCCCAGACCAUGGGGAUGAUGACAGAGUAUUACCACUAUAUCUUCACCACUCUGGACCUGAUGGCUAUUGACCUGGAGCCGUAUCGCUUCUGUGGUGUCAACAUGACCGGCUUCCGCAUCCUCAACGUUGAUAAUCCCCAGGUCGCAUCCAUUGUGGAGAAAUGGUCGAUGGAAAGGCAGAUACCACCUAAACCUGACUCAGGCCUGCUGGAGGGAAUCAUGACGACAGAUGCAGCUCUGACCUAUGAUGCAGUCCACAUUGUGUCCGUCUCAUACCAACAUGCUCCACAGAUGACCGUAAACUCACUGCAGUGCCACCGCCACAAACCCUGGAGAUUUGGAGGGCGCUUCAUGAGUUUCAUCAAAGAGUCCCAUUGGGAUGGUUUGACGGGGAGACUGUCAUUCAACAAGACAACUGGUCUGCGUACAGACUUCGACCUGGACAUCAUCAGUCUAAAAGAGGAUGGACUUGAAAAGGUCGGGAAGUGGAGUGCGUCUGGAGGUCUUAACAUCACAGAAGUGCCGAAGCGAAAAGGGAUGAACAUUACUGAUUCCCUGGCUAACCGCUCCCUCGUCAUCAGCACCAUCCUGGAGGAGCCAUAUGUCAUGCUUAAGAAGUCUGACAAGGCGCUGGUUGGGAACGACCGCUUCGAAGGAUUCUGCAUCGACUUGCUCAAAGAGCUGGCUAACGUCCUGGGCUUCACGUAUGAGAUCCGUCUGGUGCCUGAUGGGAAAUAUGGAUCUCAGGAUGAGAAGGGCCAGUGGAACGGCAUGAUCAGGGAACUUAUAGAACAUAGAGCAGACUUGGCAGUUGCUCCUCUCACCAUCACCUACAUGCGUGAAAAGGUCAUCGACUUCUCCAAGCCCUUCAUGAGCAUGGGAAUCAGCAUCCUCUAUCGCAAACCCAAUGCCACCAACAACGGCUUCUUCUCCUUCCUGAACCCCAUGACUCCUGACAUCUGGGUCUACAUCCUCUUGGCCUACCUGGGUGUUAGCUGUGUCCUCUUUGUCAUUGCCAGGUUCAGCCCAUAUGAAUGGUACGACGCCCAUCCUUGUAACCCCGGAUCAGAUGUAGUGGAAAACAACUUCACUCUCCUCAACAGCUUCUGGUUUGGAGUCGGUUCCUUAAUGCAACAAGGCUCAGAACUGAUGCCCAAAGCCCUGUCGACCAGGAUCAUCGGUGGGAUCUGGUGGUUCUUCACACUCAUCAUCAUAUCAUCCUACACAGCUAAUUUAGCAGCUUUUCUAACAGUGGAGAGAAUGGACUCGCCUGUGGACUCAGCCGAUGACAUCGCUAAGCAGACCAAGAUUGAGUAUGGUGUGGUCAAAGACGGUGCAACCAUGUCUUUCUUCAAGAAAUCUAAGGUUUCUACUUUUGAGAAAAUGUGGGCCUUUAUGAGCAGCAAGCCAAGCACAUCAUUGGUGAAGUCUAUUGAGGAUGGGAUUCAGAGGGUGCUGAAGUCUGACUAUGCCCUCAUUAUGGAGUCCACAACUAUCGAUUACAUCACUAGGAGUAACUGUAACCUGACACAGGUGGGAGGGAUCAUCGACAGCAAAGGCUAUGGCAUCGGCACUCCCCUUGGCUCCCCGUACAGGGACAAAAUCACCAUAGCAAUUCUAAGCAUCUUGGAGGAUGGGCGCCUACACAUGCUGAAGGAGAAGUGGUGGAGUGGGAGCAGCUGCUUGGAUGAAGAGCGUCGCGAGACAGGCCCCAUGGGUAUCCAGAACCUGGGUGGUAUAUUCAUUGUGCUGGCAUCUGGCCUAGUGCUGUCAGUUUUUGUGGCAAUUGCUGAAUUCAUCUACAAGCUAAGGAAGACUGCAGAACGUGAGCAGGUCUUUGUGCAGUGCCAUGGUGGACGAGAUCAGACUGUCGUUCACCUGCGAGAGGCGGGUGAAACACAAGCCUCAGCCUCCAGUCAUGGUGAAGACGGAUGCAGUGAUCAACAUGCACGCCUACAACGACCGACGACUCCCAGGAAAGGACAACAUGAGCUGCAGCACUGGGAUGACUCCUGUGUUCCCCUGACAAUGUGUUCCCCCCAGGGCAAGAACCUCCUGAGCAACGUGUCAGGGGUGGUGCCAGAGACUAGAGACAAUGGCAUAGACGGGAUCACCAGAUUCACCAUUAACCACAGUGACAUGGGGACACUAACAAAACAUGGGCAACUCAAAAUGGCAGCAUCAGCCACACAGGUAUGACAACAUUCACCACUGUAUUCCAAACCACAAGAGGUAAAAGAAAUAGUUAAGGGAGGUUCUGGGAAAACAGUAUACCCAAAUAAUCAGUUUCAAGUCUGAUGUUUACGUGCGCAACACAAAAACACAAGAAAAUACACGUCAUUUGAGGAAUCCUCAAUCAGUGAAAAGACAGAAUUUUAUUCGAAAAUAUGGACUGAAGCAAGAAGAAAGGCUUGGUUAAGAAUGGCAAUAAAUGAGAGCUAUACAUGGAGGACAAGGAAGAGCAGUUUUCAUUGGAGAUCGGUUUUGCCAGUGCCACACAUUAAAAUUAUAUCAAGUUCUUACCUUUAUCCUGUUGAUUUAUACAAACUCUUGAAUGGCCUUUGACAGUGGAAAAUAAUGUUACCUCAAACAUGUGGAGAUCUUUUGAAAGCAUGGUUCACAGCGACACAUAUGAUAACCUGUAGGAAUACUCAUUCAGUAUCUGCAGUAUUGUUAUUGGUGGAAACCCACAGUGAGAUACAACUGUUCAACAGUAAAUAUAUGUUUGUUGAAGUUGUCAUGUGAAAUUAACUAUAUUAUUACACAGAAACUAUUAAUCAUUGAAGCAAAGCAAAGCUGGAGUGGGGAGACGUCUUUGUUAAAAGAAUCCACUAUGGACCAUUGGAUCAUGUUGUUAUUGGAUUAGAUUUAUUUGAGAAGAAGUACAUUUUAUGUAAAAAAUAAUUUUGUACAUGAAUUUUAAUCAGUUAAAUUGCCAAAGAUCUGACAAUUCAACAGAACUAUUUACAGUACAGUAUGGGUCAGUUUCUCCUCACUUAGCUUUUUAGAGAGCAAUUAUUUUGUGUUCAAUGCAAAGUAAAUUGGAGUGGUUUAAAUGGGACUAUUAAGGGAUCUUGCUAUAACAGUUUUUCCAACAAUGCAGGGUAAUAUAUAUCCAAAGUUAAUUGUAUUUGGCUCAGUCAUGGCAUUGUAUUGGCUGGUUCUGCAAACCCCCUCACCUCAACAUAUUGUUAUCAGCACUAAUGUAAAACAAUCAUCGCAUAAGAAGCAUCCGAAAAAACUGAUGAAUUUCCUGAUAAAAUAUCUCUCUUAAAACACAACCUUGGUCCUGUGUACAUUCCAAAAGGAUAAUCAUGGAAAUAUUGAGCAACUGUAUGAACCAAUUCCACCUUUGAUGAAAUGGUAGCAUGUCUGUACUUUACAAAAACAUACAUGUACAGACAGGGUUGGAAGGCACUGGACCAGAUAUUUCUGUCUAUAUCUUGGUUUAAUAAAGAAUUGUAAGUCACACAGACAGAAGGUAACAGACUCUAACCUAAAAAACUAAAGUGCAUUUUUCCAGUGAAUUUAAGUGUGACGUAUCCAUCGAACUACGUGCUUGACUUUGUCCAUGUGUGGCUACAGCAGCACUGAAUGUCCCAAGAACUUCUAAACACAUAUUUGAACAGUUAUUUAAUUUUUCAGGUGUGAUUUCGAGGCUUUUUGGCAGGAAACUGAUUGUUUUGUAUUAUGAGCAUUAUGAAAACUGGGCAAGGGUUUGGUUUUAAAUGUGAAAAGAUUUUGAAGGUUAUCUCAGACUUGAAAGUCACAAGCCUUUUCUGUUUAAUUACCUGAUGUGGACAUAGUAAAUCCAUACUUGUAGUGUGUGAACAUGCUGAAAGAUAAUGUGGUCAAUAGACAGAAGACAGACGAUGAUUUUGUGUGUUCAUGUUGACUUUAAUGCCUAUUGAGUAAGUGUACAUCUUCAGCACAUGUCAUGCCGUAGGAAGAGUCGAGAAGUCUGUGAGCUGCUGUGAGCUCACCUGGGAGCUGAACGAACAGCAAACCUCUGUGAGGUUUAUGUUGUCGAUACGUCAAGACAAAAAAAAUCGUAACUAUCUAUGAUUCAAGGAAACUCCAAUCUGUAAAACUUAGCAUUGGUUUAGUAGAGAUUCACUGUAUAAUUGUUUAUCGAUUCCCUUCUGCAAAGUAGAGUAUGUAGAUAAGAUCAGCAGGAGAAAAUGUAUUUUGCUAAAUUUAUACUGUUAUAAAUGAAUUCUGUUCACAGUCAAAUAUGUUAGAGAUGCUAUUUAUUUCAUUAAAGAGGUCACUUUAACCUACUUCCUCACUUUACCCCAGUUCCACAGCCCCAAACCGUGUUUAUUUAUUUAAUGGAAAUGCAUUAUAUUAUGGUAUAUUGGAUUACUAUCAUCCAGAUGGGAAGAUGUAUGCAAAUCUUCUUUUAUGAUGGCUAAUAUAUUUCUACAAGGUGAACAUGAAAUGGAAAUGUUGAGCUUCUCCAAGAAUUAAGGGGACACUCCCUUAGAGUAGGGAAAGUAGGGUUUAUCUUAUGUAACUGGACCUUUACUACUCUUGAAAUCCCAAUUAGGACCUGGUCUAAAGUAUGGCCGUGCUGAUACAUGGUUAUACUAUAUUACUGUUACCCUUAUGUGUACUGUAGCUUUCCAUGCAGGUGAUUCAAAGACUCAAGUUUGCUUGUAUUUCACCUCUGUAAUAUGUACAAUUAAUUGAAAAUUUCACCAUAAUCAAAAUUUGUUGGAAUUACAACAGGGUUUCUGAUUUGGCUGAUUCAGUCAGUCUGGUUACUGAAAAUAUACAGCUUUUUUAUAAAUUAAUGUGAAUAAUAAUGUCAUUUUACACAAAAUUGUGUGAAAUGUGAGAGAAAAGUAAUGCAAAAUGUAAGCUACAUAACUUGUGUUCCAUUAGAAGUGUGUGAUAUGAGUUUUGAUUUUCCAGCAGUCACAAUGGUAUGCCUUUUUAUGUAUACCUUUAUUUUGAGUUGCAUAGCUUCUAUCACUUGGCAGAAAACCUCUCAACAAUACGAAAAAUAUGUUGGUGCCAACCAGGGUUUUCUUUGUGGACAUGCAGAAUUUCUAUGAAUAUAGUUUUUGUAAGAUUUUGUAAAAAAAAAAGGAAAAAAAGAGAUUUUGUUUUCCUAGUAACUAUGUGUUAAGAGAACAUUAAAAUAACCGACAUCUGAGUAAAACAUGGGGAAAUUCAACAAAAUAUUAUAGAAAAGCUAUUGAAUUAUUUUCUUUUUAACACAUUGUGAAUAAUUCAAUUGUACAGUUUGCUGUAUGGGUUAUAUGAAGUUUUAAAUAAAAAAUACAAACUA
Molecule: messenger RNA, 8602 nt
Organism: Siniperca chuatsi (mandarin fish)
Lineage: Eukaryota; Metazoa; Chordata; Actinopteri; Centrarchiformes; Sinipercidae
Gene: grik3
Product: glutamate receptor ionotropic, kainate 3
Exons: 16
Coding region: 2578-5505 (975 amino acids)
Biological process (GO): monoatomic ion transport; modulation of chemical synaptic transmission; synaptic transmission, glutamatergic
Cellular component (GO): presynaptic membrane; kainate selective glutamate receptor complex; plasma membrane
Molecular function (GO): transmitter-gated monoatomic ion channel activity involved in regulation of postsynaptic membrane potential; kainate selective glutamate receptor activity
Source: RefSeq, a predicted model, not a curated record